AACCUUACGAUCGUCUCCUAAAGUUUCUUCUGUUUUUCAAAAUUUGCUCGGAGAAAAGGAGAAAUGGCGAAUUCCGUUGCCACGUUCUCGAGGACGCUCUGCCGUUUACUCCUCUCGAGCCCUAGAUUUUCUCAGGUUUCGAAGCCCUUCUGUACCAACAACAUCCCCUCGCGUGAAGAAUCCGAUUCGGACGAACUCGCCGUCAACUCGGACAUAGAAUCGUCCCCUGAGACGGCAUUCCAUUCACCAUCGCAGCAAUCCGGCGAGGAACGCGCUUUAGUUGAAAAUCCUUUGGAGAAUGGCCUCGACGGGGGCAUCUACAAGGCAAUUCUUGUGGGGCAGGCGGGUCAAAUACCUCUCCAGAAGAAGCUGAAGAGUGGCAAGGCAGUGACGAUCUUCUCUGUGGCGACUGGAGGAUUACGGAACAAUCGGAGGGAAUAUGCGAAUUCUUAUCCAGUUCAGUGGCAUCGGGUCUGCAUCUACCCUGAACGGCUAGCAGAUCUUGUGUUAAAGAAUGUUCAACUCGGUACAACUCUGUACUUGGAAGGCAAUUUGGAGACAAAGGUAUUCUCAGAUCCAGUGACCGGUAUAGUUCGUCAUAUAAGAGAGGUUGCUAUUCGAAGAAACGGGAGAGUCGUGUUUCUGGGUAAAGAAGGGGAAAUGCAGCAGCCAGGUCCUUGGGAACUCAGAAACGUUGGCUACUUCUGAUUGAUGCUUGUCGUUUCUCUCGCAACUUGGUGAAAGUGAAGUGAUACAGAUAAUAUUAAUGAUACUUUUUUUUUAUAACCCCGAUGUUCCCGGAUCUUUCGGUCCGACUACAUCUAUCCUAAACUCGAGACCAACCUUUGUAUAUAGAUCAUUUUGAUUCAGAAAUUACAUCCUUCCUCACUUGUAGAACAUUAAUGAUAAUAUUAUGUCUUCAUUUUUUC
This is a messenger RNA of Tarenaya hassleriana, 929 nucleotides long. Its product is annotated as single-stranded DNA-binding protein, mitochondrial-like. Lineage: Eukaryota; Viridiplantae; Streptophyta; Magnoliopsida; Brassicales; Cleomaceae. Gene Ontology annotation, cellular component: mitochondrial nucleoid. The coding region runs from base 64 to 708 and encodes 214 amino acids. Gene Ontology annotation, molecular function: single-stranded DNA binding. The transcript has 4 exons. Gene Ontology annotation, biological process: positive regulation of helicase activity; mitochondrial DNA replication. The record is from RefSeq and is a predicted model, not a curated record.